Triticum dicoccoides is the source of this 1732-nucleotide messenger RNA. Its product is annotated as protein REDUCED WALL ACETYLATION 3-like. The record is from RefSeq and is a predicted model, not a curated record. The transcript has 14 exons. Bases 120 to 1658 code for a protein of 512 amino acids. Gene Ontology annotation, molecular function: acetyltransferase activity. NCBI's taxonomy places the organism in Eukaryota, Viridiplantae, Streptophyta, Magnoliopsida, Poales, Poaceae. Gene Ontology annotation, biological process: xylan biosynthetic process; plant-type secondary cell wall biogenesis; xyloglucan metabolic process. Gene Ontology annotation, cellular component: Golgi apparatus.
CCCGCCCUCGACCUCGUCGUCUUCCUCUCGUCUCUAUCCCAUCCGUCCAACUUGGUGGCCUGCCUGCUGCUCUGCUCUUCCGUCCGUGCGUGCGUGCGUGCGUGCGUGCUGGGAUCGCCAUGGAGGUCCCCGGCCCCGUCGUCGCGCUCACCCCCGGUCAGGUGUCCUUUCUGCUUGGUCUUUUCCCGGUCCUCGUCGCAUGGAUCUACUCCGAGCUCCUGCACUACAAGAAGAAACCUUCGUCGACGCACGGGCCACGGAACAGAUCUACCAAAGCCAAUUUAAUACGGUUUAUAACAAUGGACGAGUCGUUUCUGCUUGAGAACCGUGAUGUGUUGAGAGCCGUGGCCGAAUGUGGCAUUAUGCUGGUUUAUUUUUACAUUUGUGACCGGACAGACAUAUUUCCACAGAGCAACAAGAACUACAGCCGCGACCUGUUUAUGUUUCUGUACAUUCUUCUCAUCAUAGCAUCGACACUUACUUCACUUAAGAAGCACCAGGAUGUAUCUGCAUUUUCUGGAAAGUCCAUACUCUAUCUUAAUCGCCACCAAACUGAGGAAUGGAGAGGCUGGAUGCAGGUCUUAUUUCUGAUGUACCACUAUUUUGGUGCAUCGGAAAUAUACAAUGCAAUUCGUGUUUUCAUUGCUUGCUAUGUUUGGUUGACUGGGUUUGGGAAUUUCUCAUACUACUAUACCAAGAAAGAUUUUAGCAUUGCAAGAUUUGCUCAGAUGAUGUGGAGGCUAAAUUUCUUUGUUGCCUUCUGUUGCAUUGUCCUUGACAAUGAUUUUAUGUUGUAUUAUAUCUGCCCAAUGCACACCCUAUUUACACUCAUGGUGUAUGGGACACUUGGUCUGUUUAACAAGUAUAAUGAGAUACCAUCAGUUAUGGCUAUCAAAAUUGCUUGCUCCUUCUUGAGUGUCAUUUUGAUAUGGGAAGUUCCUGGGGUAUUCAAUGUUUUGUGGAGCCCCUUUACGUUUUUGCUUGGCUAUAAAGACCCAAAUCCUUCCAAGUCACACUUACCAUUGUUGCACGAGUGGCAUUUUCGAUCUGGGCUUGAUCGAUACAUAUGGAUUAUUGGAAUGAUUUAUGCUUAUUUCCACCCUAAUGUGGAAAGAUGGAUGGAGAAGCUGGAAGAAUCUAAGACUAAGGUUAGGAUGUCGAUCAAGGGCACCAUUGUGACUAUUUCUAUCAUGGCGGGCUAUCUAUGGUAUGAAUAUAUCUAUAAGCUGGACAAAAUUACGUACAACAAGUACCAUCCCUACACGUCAUGGAUUCCUAUCACCGUGUAUAUUUGUAUGCGCAAUUGCACCCAACAGUUGAGGGGUGCCUCUCUAGCUCUUUUCACUUGGCUUGGCAAGGUCACGCUUGAGACUUACAUUUCUCAGUUCCACAUCUGGCUCAGGUCUAGCGUACCAAAUGGGCAGCCCAAAUGGCUUCUAUCUUUCAUACCGGAUUACCCAAUGCUUAACUUCAUGCUUACUACAACAAUCUAUAUUUUUCUAUCAUACCGAGUAUUUGAGCUGACAAAAGUACUAAAGGGAGCCUUUAUUCCCAGUAGAGACAACAAUCGCAUGUAUCAAAAUUUUAUUUUUGGGAUUGUCAUUUCUUUAUGUUUGUAUUGUUGCUCACUUAUUCUUCUGAAAAUUCCAGUUGUAUAGGUAAAGUUACAAAUUUGUUGUACAAUAGUCUUCAUAUAUGAGCUCCAUGCCUCCACAUCUAAGCAUUUUUUUAA